Molecule: messenger RNA, 597 nt
Organism: Drosophila elegans
Lineage: Eukaryota; Metazoa; Arthropoda; Insecta; Diptera; Drosophilidae
Exons: 3
Coding region: 96-425 (109 amino acids)
Source: RefSeq, a predicted model, not a curated record
UGAGCUAUUGGUUUAAGUCUUUUUAACGAAAACAAACAGAAAAAAAAUUUGAAAUUAUAGCUAAAUUUUUGUUGUAAAAAUUUUCUUUAGCAAAAAUGGACAUUGACUAUUCUACGUAUGCUCAGGUUUUAGGCUUCCCCUAUAUGCCCACUCCCGAAGAAUACUAUCCGGAGAUGAGAGGUGGCAUGCAGCAACAGCAACAGCAACAGCAGCAAUACAAUGACAUUGACCAGGGAUCCAGCCAUUCAGCUCCUAUCCGAAACAGGUUCCAUCAGAGCCAUCAGGGGGCUAUGGAGGUGUCCGAUGGCUUCCAGGCCAACGCCUAUUCACCAGUUCGCUAUCAAUCUACCAGUGCAGCCGCAUAUCGCGGCAUGGUGAAGGAACAAAGACGAGCCAAGGAAAUGAUGUCCCGCAAUGGGUUGUAGAUCAUCACCCAAUGAAGCAUCAUUACAGUGGCGGUGAUUCACAUUACAACUGAAAUAAUGAUGGCGAGUCACAUUUACAAACAGAUUUUCAUAUACGUAAACUAAUUUUUCUGUGGUGAAAAUUUGUGUUAGUUUAAUAUAUUUCCUCCAUAAAGGGGUUUUUUUUUUUGCA